This is a messenger RNA of Hypoxylon trugodes, 945 nucleotides long. Its product is annotated as small regulatory subunit of acetolactate synthase. Lineage: Eukaryota; Fungi; Ascomycota; Sordariomycetes; Xylariales; Hypoxylaceae. Gene Ontology annotation, cellular component: mitochondrial nucleoid; acetolactate synthase complex. Bases 1 to 945 code for a protein of 314 amino acids. The record is from RefSeq and is a predicted model, not a curated record. The transcript is spliced from 2 exons. Gene Ontology annotation, molecular function: acetolactate synthase regulator activity. Gene Ontology annotation, biological process: branched-chain amino acid biosynthetic process.
AUGGCCUCCCGUACUCUUGUUCAAUCCAAUUGCUUCAGGGCUAUAGCUGCCAGCGCACGAGCUAUUCCCCAGACCUCAACAAGAUGGAGCUCCAGUAGCAGUUCUACUUCAGCCAUUGCCUACAAAGCCCUGCGUCGUCGUCAAGCUCCUCUUCCAACCAACGACACACCUUCAUCAUGGUCUGCGCAAGCUGCCGUUUCCAACAUUCUCUACGAAACUCCGACGCCUUCGAUGGCACCCCCGAAGCGUCACGUCCUCAAUUGCCUGGUUCAGAACGAGCCUGGUGUCUUGUCUCGAGUCUCUGGUAUUCUUGCAGCGCGCGGUUUCAACAUUGACUCCCUAGUCGUGUGUAGCACGGAAGUUGAGGAUCUAUCUCGCAUGACCAUCGUUCUCACCGGUCAAGAUGGCGUAGUCGAGCAGGCCCGAAGACAAUUAGAAGACUUAGUCCCCGUGUGGGCUGUCCUAGACUAUACGAAUGCUGCUCUUGUUCAGAGAGAGUUGCUACUCGCCAAGGUCAAUAUAUUGGGACCCGAAUACUUUGAAGAGUUGUUGGCACACCACCGCGAGAUGACAGCUGAAGCCGAACUUGGAGAAGAUGGCGAAAGGACACUAGAAGGUGUCGCGCAAGAUUUCCACCCGAGCAAGAUGGUAGCUAGUCAGGCGUUACGUCUUAAGCAUGAACAUCUGAAGUCAAUUACCUACUUCGCACAUCAAUUUGGAGGUAAAGUAUUGGAUAUCAGCACAAGUAGCUGCAUUGUUGAGGUAUCUGCCAAGCCAGUCAGAAUCGAUUCAUUCUUGAAACUGAUAGCGCCCUUCGGGAUUUUGGAAUCGUCGCGAACUGGUCUUAUGGCGUUACCCCGAUCUCCUCUCUACGGCCCAGACGAAGAAACGAUUGUGAAGGAAGCGGACGAGAUCGUUGAUGCUAGCCAGCUACCUCCUGGUUAA